AUGAAAUUCGGACUUUUCUAUCAGAUCCAGGUGCCCAAGCCUUGGGACGAGCAGAGCGAGGCGAGGCGCAUCUGGGAGGCCUUGGACCAGAUCGCAUUCGCCGAGGAAAUGGGAUAUGACAGCGUCUGGUUUUCCGAGCACCAUUUCCGCCCGGUCUGGUCGCACAACAGCGCCCCCGACCUGACUCUGGCGGCGGUCACCCAGCGCACCUCCAGAAUCCGCAUGGGCAUCGGCGUCGUGCUGGCUCCCAUUCACCACCCGCUGCACACAGCGGCCCGCAUGGCCACACUCGACAUCCUCAGCAAGGGGCGAGUUGAUGUGGGCCUUGGGCGUACUGGCUACCCUUACCAGCUUACCCCCUACGGCACCACCUUGGAGGACACGCGGGGGAUGUGGGAGGAAUUCGCCCAGGUACUUCCCCGCAUCUGGACCGAGGAAGAAGUCAGCCAUGACGGGGAGUUCUUCCACAUUCCACCAAGGAAUGGCGGCCCCGACCGGGUGGCCGGCACGUUGGAGCUGUACCAAAAGAGCCUGAACGGGGCUCACGGCCCGACGAUCAACAGCCAAAACGCGUUGAUGACCGCAGGGUUCUGCCACGAGGACGCCAAGGUCGCCAAGUCUCGCGGUACCGAGCUGAUCAGCUGGUACCUGGACCAGCAAAGGGAACGAGCGCGGCUGGUCUGGCGAGGAGUGGAUCCUGCAUCGGUGCCGCCCGACUACCAGGGCUACUACGAGCGGGACAUGCGCCUGGCCGCCGGUCCCCAUGAAGGCGACCCCACGCCGUCGGAGGUUGUAGACCGCGGCGCAAAUUUCUGCGUCGGCACGCCUGAUGACUGUAUACGGUUCGUUGAGAACUACGAGGCCAUGGGCAUCGAGCAGAUCUUCUGCCUCAGCGCAAUCGGUCCGGCCACCAACGAAGAAACCAUGAACACGCUGCGCAUGUUUGGCAAGCACGUAAUUCCCCAUUUCAAGGCCAAGGAAAAGGCCGCUUAG
Geodia barretti is the source of this 993-nucleotide messenger RNA. Lineage: Eukaryota; Metazoa; Porifera; Demospongiae; Tetractinellida; Geodiidae. The record is from the annotation of a GenBank genome assembly.